CCCGAGAUGCUGGAAGCUAUAUGUCCCUGGUGGAUUUGGGGAAGAGGCUGUUGGAGGCGGCUCGAAAAGGACAGGAUGAUGAGGUGCGAACACUAAUGGCAAAUGGCGCUCCCUUCACCACGGAUUGGCUCGGCACAUCUCCUCUUCAUCUUGCAGCCCAGUACGGCCACUACUCUACCGCAGAAGUCCUCCUCCGAGCCGGAGUUAGCCGGGACGCCAGAACCAAAGUCGACAGGACACCGCUACACAUGGCAGCAGCUGAGGGCCACGCAAACAUCGUAGAACUGUUGAUCAGGAACAAUGCAGAUAUAAAUGCUAAGGACAUGCUGAAGAUGACUGCUCUGCACUGGGCGGUGGAGCACGACCAUCGUGAGGUGGUGGAGAUAUUGUUAAAAUAUGGGGCGGACGUUCACGCUUUAAGCAAAUUUGAUAAAAACGCCUUUGACAUCGCCCUUGACAAGCACAACCCUGAACUGGUGGGAAUAUUGCAGGAAGCCAUGCAGAAUCAAGUGAACACAAAUCCAGAGAGGACGAACUCAGUCGCUGUCGCCACACCUCAGUUCAUCAUUGCGCCUGCAGGGGUAAUGAACCUUACAGGGCUGGUUUCUUCAACGUCUACCAAAACAACCUCAGGUGAAUCUGGUGUAUCCACAGUGCAGUUUGGUAACUCCACAACCUCAGUACUGGCUACGCUGGCUGCUUUAGCUGAAGCUUCAGGGCCACUAUCAAAUUCACCCCGAACUGCAGCUACAACGGAGGAAAUGGUAACGGCAGACUCGGUGGACUCGGCAAUCCAGCAGGUUGUAGGGAGUGGAGGUCAGAGGGUCAUCACCAUAGUGACAGACGGUGGUGUGCAGCUGGGUAACCUACCGGCAGGCAUUAACACUGGCCAACCAUUCAUCGUGACCAUGCAAGAUGGCCAACAAGUUCUGACAGUCCCAGCUACCCAUGUUGAAGAAGAGACCAUCAUCACAGAAGAAAUGCCAACAAAGAGACAGUGUUUGGAGGAAGUCCUUAACCAUACAGAAUCAACAGAAAAGGAGACGAAUGACUGCAUGGAGAGGGAACUACUUCAGAAGCAGCUCCACGAGGCGAACCGAAAAGCCCAGGAGUACCGGCAGCAGCUGAUGAAGAAGGAGCAGGAAGCUGAGGAGUACCGCAUGAGACUGGAGGCCAUCGCACGGCUCCACACCACAGCCGAGGAGAUCACCGUCGUGGAGGAGGUCACGGAUGAUGGCAGUGGCACGGUAAUCACCAUGGCGGCAGAGCUGGAGGGCCCUGAGACCACAGUGGAAACGAUGGAGCAGCCCACCGACAUGGCGACGGAGACAGUGACUUCGUAAAGGUCCCUCGGCUGGCUAAACUUUUCCUGAUGCAUUCUGUUUAUCAAAUUCUGUGCCCCCCGCGCACGGAAACCAAAAACAGCUCGGGACCGAGCUGUUGGUCACUGCCACACCCACACACACAGACGUUUCAUUUUCUGAUUGCACAAGAACUCCUGUUGGAACUCGACACCAGGAAACCUCUGAACACUAGCAGGUACAAUUUUUUUCCCCAGACCUUCAAACAAAAAAAAGUGGUUGGGGUGGGGAGGGGGUGGUCAGCCUUUCGUUAAACUCUGGAAGCUACAGUUCGUUUUCGUGUGGACAAAAGAAAAAAGGAAAUCCAGGAGCUGGAACUCAGUUGGGGUUAUGGUUUUUGUGGGGGAGGGGGACGGGAGGGUGGAGAUUAAACUGCUUUCACUGUCGACGCUAUAUUGUUUUUCUGCGAAAGCUCGAGGAAGGGAAGGCUGACAAAUCGGCACUGACCCUGAAGCUAUCGCGUCCACAUGCCUGGACACCAUAAACUGUCAGCGCCUAUCUUCCCCGGGCCAUUGAUGUUACGUGUGCAUUUUUAACCGGUUUCUUUUUAAAGCAAAGACUGCUUUUCCCUCGAUUUACGGAGAAGAAACGAACAGCACAGAAUCUUCCGGUGGAUGCUUUAAAAUUAUUUUGAAAUGCUAGAAUCUUCCAUUCUGUAAUAUGCAAUCAGUUAUUUAUCUGAUAAAGGGAAUAUUUUAGGUUUGCGGGCAGAGAGUCCAAUGAUAAGGACUUUUUAAAAAAUGGUUUUUGGUAAUAGUAUUUGGUAUUCUGAUGUACCAAUUUCUUUGUCCGUAUUCUGGCAGGUGGUCUGUCUGACAGGUGUAAUUUCCCCUCUGAACUUUUGCUAAUAGGUGGACGGAGUAAAAGGCCCAUUUCCAUUCUCAUUUAGAGUCUGUAAAGACUUGCAUUUGUAUAGCACCUUCUCGCAUUGCGUAGAAAUGUCUCAAAAGCACUCCACCUGCAGCGAAUUGCUCUGAAGCGUGGUGACUUCUUGUUAUGGAGGCAACGUUUUAAACGAACGAGAUAGCGGCGCUGAUUGCUACCCCUCUGUGAGAGCGCUGUCAUUAACCAUGGUGACCUCAGGUAGGAGGAGCCCCCAUCAGUUUCAGAGAGAUCACAUUGAAAAGAGAGUUUGGGAUGCAGGCAAAAGCCAAGAGUCGAAAUAUCGUCUCUGCACUCACAGUCCCCAUUCUCUUUUCAGUGCUUGAGUUUAUUUUGAAACUCCAGUUAGCUCCCAUCCCGGUUGCAGAGGAACCCAUCCACCUAAAGGGUGAAUAACCUGGGCCAUUUGUUGGCUUUGGGGUUGUCAACUCUGCCCAGAUGUAUUCCUGAAGGAUCUUUUUUCUCCCCCAGCUUUUAACACCCUUUAGAUCACCCC
This is a messenger RNA of Carcharodon carcharias (great white shark), 2739 nucleotides long. Its product is annotated as GA-binding protein subunit beta-1-like. Gene Ontology annotation, molecular function: transcription cis-regulatory region binding; protein binding. Gene Ontology annotation, cellular component: nucleus. Lineage: Eukaryota; Metazoa; Chordata; Chondrichthyes; Lamniformes; Lamnidae. Bases 21 to 1343 code for a protein of 440 amino acids. Gene Ontology annotation, biological process: positive regulation of transcription by RNA polymerase II. The record is from RefSeq and is a predicted model, not a curated record. The transcript is spliced from 9 exons.